Molecule: messenger RNA, 921 nt
Organism: Meriones unguiculatus (Mongolian gerbil)
Lineage: Eukaryota; Metazoa; Chordata; Mammalia; Rodentia; Muridae
Gene: Tpd52l1
Product: TPD52 like 1
Exons: 8
Coding region: 149-778 (209 amino acids)
Biological process (GO): positive regulation of apoptotic signaling pathway; positive regulation of MAP kinase activity
Cellular component (GO): cytoplasm
Source: RefSeq, a predicted model, not a curated record
GCCCGCGGUCCCCCGCCCCCUCCACGCAACGCUGGCGACACGGGCACGAGCGCCGGGGCUCGCUGUCCUCCGAGCUCGGGCCCCACUGCCGUCUGCUCCACGAGGAGCCCGCGCGUUCCCCGCCGCUCUCGGCUCCACGUCGGCCACCAUGGAGGCACAGGCGCAAGGCUUAUUGGAGUCGGAACCACUACAAGGAAGAGAUGAGGAUGCAAUAGCCAGUGCUGACUUCUCUAGCAUGCUCUCUGAGGAGGAGAAGGAGGAGUUAAAGGCAGAAUUAGUCCAGCUAGAAGACGAAAUUACCACAUUACGGCAAGUUUUGUCAGCGAAGGAAAGACAUCUGGUUGAGAUCAAACAGAAGCUCGGCAUGAACCUGAUGAACGAGCUAAAGCAGAACUUCAGCAGGAGCUGGCAUGACAUGCAGACCACCACCGCGUACAAGAAAACGCAUGAAACCCUGAGCCAUGCAGGGCAGAAGGCCACAGCAGCUUUCAGCAAUGUGGGAACUGCCAUCAGCAAGAAGUUUGGGGAUAUGAGAUCUCACUCUAUUGGGUACUCCAUUCGCCAUUCCAUAAGUAUGCCUGCCAUGAGGAACUCUCCUACUUUCAAAUCAUUUGAGGAGAGGGUUGAGACAACUGUCACAAGCCUCAAGACGAAAGUAGGUGGGACAAACCAUGGUGGAGGCAGUUUUGAGGAGGUCCUCAACUCCACAGCACACGCCAGCUCCCAGAAUGCUUCAGGAGGCCCCCGGCAGACCAAAGAUGAGGAGCUGCAAUGCUAGGUUCAACCAGCCUGGGCUGCUGCCAAGCCAAUCUGCCUGCUCGUCUCCUCACACGACGACCAAAAUCCCACUGGAAAACCCAAGUUUUGAUAUUGUUAUUUAAGUGGCCUCUACAAAAAGUUGAAUAAAAUGAUUUCCAUUUC